Messenger RNA from Prorocentrum cordatum, 1982 nucleotides. NCBI's taxonomy places the organism in Eukaryota, Dinophyceae, Prorocentrales, Prorocentraceae. The record is from the annotation of a GenBank genome assembly.
UUGCAGACGGUUACGCCAUGGAGUCUUUCCUCGGCAGCAGGCAAUUGCAGCGCCAAUGACAAAUGCAUAAUGUGGAUGAAGGCUACAAUUGAUGUGUAAAACAUGGCACGAAACCUCACACGUAAUUCUCCGUGAGUCCCGUCUCAAGUGCGAUAUCUUCGGCCUGGAAUUGGGAUGCCCAAGAAAUGGGGAUGCCCAUGCCUCUUGGUAAUGACAUUGAUGACGACACCGAUCAAGAUGUCUAGGGAUGGGGUGCGAUCUACUCACCGCAUACCAGUUGGCUCGGGCCGACCCAGAAGGAGUCCGACAUCAAAAGAUAUAAAAAGCAUAGGCUGGCACUGGUACUUGUCCAACUUGAACUCGGUUGACGGCGCAUGACGAAGUCAAAAUGAAACGACUAAGUACCAAGUGGCAAUCCUAUCCGAGAGCACCCGGUACAUCCGGGUAUGUCAGGCGUUGCACCUCCAGUUCAGGAGCCUCGUUUCGGACCAGAUGAAGAACUGAAAGGCUCGACCUGCACCAACCUGGUUGAGCCACUCCAGCAAUCCCUUCAAACAAUCAAAAACUCACAUUUCUGCCUCGACUUGACAAGGUCCGCGGCGACACCGACAGCGAGCCCUGCUCAAAACGAACACAGACUGAUGUCGGCCUCGUGCCGACAAGAGGUGGCGCUGCUGAGCUGACCCCGCCAGCUGGCGUUAGGCGAUCGACGCAUCCUGACAUCACGAGGGGCCAGAGCGGCGGAACGGAUAAAAGUCUGGCAUCCGUGGGCCCAGAGUGCGGCGCAACAGCAGGCGUUUCGGCAAGUUCGUGUCGUGCCGUUGGCUCCUGGCACUGCGGAGAUCGUUCGACCUUCAACGAAUAGCCGCUUCCGAGACGCCAAACCUUUCAGCAUCGGCCGAUCCCGGGUCGCCGGCAACGCACAAGGGCCCCUACUGCACGUUGGCACCGCGCAGGAUCGAUGGGCAUCGCCGCGCCCGUCCCUGCCAGACUGCCAGAAAGGGCGGGCGGCGGGUCGCCGCGAGGCGCCGCGGAGGAUGGGCCGCCCCACAACGUCUGCGACGACCGCAGGGCCCGGGACCACUCGCGAGGGGCCCCAGGCUGCCACGGGGCCGCCGCUCCGCCUGAUGAUCCUGCCCGCUGCAGCGCACCCGGUGCAGGCAGAGGCCGCGAAGCCGAGGGCCACGAGCGCGUUGGCGAGACCCACGGCCCCGAAGACGUGCGAGCCGCACUCCUCUGCGUACACGCCCGACAUGCAGUGGCACAAUUCUCUGCACUCCUCGUGCGACGAGGGGCCCUUGACUGAGCGGGGACUAUGCUGCCGUGAAUCCCUGGGCGUACAACUCCACGACGCCUCAUGGUCGUGUCGGAUGUCGCUCUGGUCUUGCGUCUGGUAGGACGACCAGCAUAUCUCAGCAAGGCCGUCCUCCCACCUAUACUCUGAACUGGGGCUCUCCCAAGCCGAAUCCCAACAAUCCAUACAAUUCUGAGCGGCCAUCAUGUUGGAGCAGUAUCCGACGGGGCACGUACCAGCGGAUGUAAGCAGAGCAAUGCUGACGAACAAACUUGGAAACAGAAACGCAAACGCGAAAAUCCCAGACACGGACAUGAUAUUGCGGGCGUGCCAGAUAGCCUUCAGGUCCAGGCAGUCGUCGCACCCGCACGAGCAGUUACACUUGUCUAGGCAGGCGUGCCUGUCACGGCAACAUCCGAUGCACCCAACACCGCCACGGCAAGGCCGCAGCAGGCCGGGACCACGCCGGCUCCGAGGCUGCCCCACACGGUUCCCACCAGCAGGGCCCCCAGCACGCCGGCCGUGGUGAGAGAAGCAUAGAAGCGGGCCCAGAGGGCGCCCUCCACGGCCUCAGGUGCAAGCUGCAUCCUUCCAGGCAGCACGGCGAGCGCUGGGCCUAAACCGAAGCCAUCUGCCGAAACGGCCAUCGAGGACGACACGACCCACACGAAGAGAUCGCUGAGCCAAA